Messenger RNA from Gregarina niphandrodes, 1257 nucleotides. RefSeq names its product alanine racemase. The transcript has a single exon. The record is from RefSeq and is a predicted model, not a curated record. Gene Ontology annotation, cellular component: cytosol. Bases 1 to 1257 code for a protein of 418 amino acids. Gene Ontology annotation, molecular function: pyridoxal phosphate binding; alanine racemase activity. Lineage: Eukaryota; Apicomplexa; Conoidasida; Eugregarinorida; Gregarinidae. Gene Ontology annotation, biological process: D-alanine biosynthetic process.
AUGAUAGAACAAGUCGCCUCGAAACAAAAUGACCUCAAGAAGGUAAAUGACCUCAAGAAGGUAAAUGACCCGGAACAAGAUGGUUGCUCAAGACUCGAAAUAAGUCUGGGGAACUGCCUUAAAAAUUAUAAGUAUUUCAGAAGCAAGUUAUCACCGACAACGGCAUUGCUGGUACUUGUGAAGGCGAAUGCCUAUGGCCAUGGCGCUGUGAGGUUCGCGUCAAUGAUGGAGCAAGCGGGGGCAGAUUAUCUCGCUGUAGCAUAUCCGAUUGAGGGAGUGGAGCUUCGUAGGGGAGGGAUAAGGGGACGUAUUGUAAUUUUGACGCCGGGUACGGAUCUACGUCGUCGGACGAUUGAGGAGAUGCUAGAAAAAGAGCUAGAACCGAGUAUCCCGAAUAUGUUUACACUCAAGGCAUUUUGUGAAGUUAUGAAAGACAAUCAGACGAAAGACAAUCAGAUGACGAAAGACAAUCAGAUGACGAAAGGCAAUCAGAUGACGAAAGGCAAUCAGAUGAGGAAGUAUCCUAUUCAUAUCAAACUUGAUACGGGAAUGCAUCGGGUUGGGUUCAUGACAUCAGAGCUUGACGAGUUAAUAAUGUAUCUUUUAAAGUGUCCAUUUGUUGCAGUAGCAUCCGUCUUUUCGCAUCUUGCAGCUUCUGAAGAUCCUAAAAGUGACGAUUAUACUAUAGCGCAAAUAAAGAUGUUUGAGAAGAAUGCUAACAUGCUUUCAAAAGGACUUUGUUAUAGACCCAUUUAUCAUAUUCUUAAUUCAGCUGGAAUAGAACGGUUUCCCCAGUAUCAAUAUGACAUGGUUCGCUUAGGAAUUGGUAUAUAUGGAAUCAGCGCAAUUCCAACGAUCGAGCUCGCUCCAGUUGCGUCUCUCAAGUGCAAGAUUCUCCAAAUCAAGCAUUUGACGGCGCAAGAUGGCACCGUGGGCUACGGCCGUCGAGGACAACUGGCUCCUGAAGGUACUGUCGUUGCUACAAUCCCUAUCGGUUAUGCGGAUGGCAUUGACCGCAGACUCGGAAAUGGCAACUGUUCAUUUAUCCUAAACGGAAAAAGAGUCCCGACCUUGGGGAACAUCUGCAUGGACAUGUGCAUGCUCGAUAUCACCGGUGUCCAAGCCCAAGUCGGCGACACAGUCUGUGUCUUCGGAGACAGUCCCAAAGUGUCCGAAUUAGCCGAUGUCCUCGGCACGAUCUCUUACGAGAUCUUCACCUCCGUCUCCCAUCGUAUUGAACGUGUGACGGUGGAAUGA